AUGGGGGAUAAGUACGUGUCAGGCUACCCGCCGCCACCGUAUUACUUCCGGGAGUAUGUAGAUGCGGGUGAGGAGGUGGGCCAAGUGGAAGAUACGGAAGGGGGAGAAGACCACGCGGGUGCCCGCAAUCAUUUCUUAAGCAACAUAAAGCAACAGUACAAGAUUUACGAUGUCACAGAGAAUGUCCACGUGCAACCCCCAAUCGAUGGAAAGGAAAAGUACACCAAUCGAACAUGCCAACUGCUUCUGGGGAGACCCCCACCAGUACCCCUCAAAAGUAAUUACAACGUAUUUGGUAUUAAUCACCAAGUGGAGAAAAGAGUAGAAGAUUUAGAUAGUGAUGAGUUACUAUAUGAUGUGAAAAAAAAUUUAAAAAAUGAAUUUAUUAGGCUUUUUAAAAAAUAUAAAGAUUCCUUUUUCGAUCUUUUUGAUGACAUUGUAAACAAUAGACGGGACGACAAGACAAAAAUAAAAAUACUUAUUAAAGUCCACGUAAAUUUAUUUCAUAUUUUAGCGAAAUUGAGAUUCUACCAAACUGUUAAUAACGUUAUUAAUAUUUUGAAGGUGCAACUUAAGAGACGACAGAUAGCCAUCGACAAGAUGAAGUUAAGCUUGCUUAGUAUUUAUAGCUAUAUAAAUUUUGUGCAGGACAAUUUCUCCACCAACCGUGCAAUUGAGGAUGAUGAAGAAGGUGCCAGUCCCAAACGGAGGAGAAAACUCACCGCCCUGUAG
Plasmodium knowlesi strain H is the source of this 732-nucleotide messenger RNA. Its product is annotated as mediator of RNA polymerase II transcription subunit 7, putative. The record is from RefSeq and is a predicted model, not a curated record. Gene Ontology annotation, molecular function: transcription coregulator activity. Gene Ontology annotation, cellular component: mediator complex; core mediator complex. The transcript has a single exon. Bases 1 to 732 code for a protein of 243 amino acids. NCBI's taxonomy places the organism in Eukaryota, Apicomplexa, Aconoidasida, Haemosporida, Plasmodiidae. Gene Ontology annotation, biological process: regulation of transcription by RNA polymerase II.